Messenger RNA from Micromonas commoda, 627 nucleotides. RefSeq lists its product with no specific name. The coding region runs from base 1 to 627 and encodes 208 amino acids. The record is from RefSeq and is a predicted model, not a curated record. NCBI's taxonomy places the organism in Eukaryota, Viridiplantae, Chlorophyta, Mamiellophyceae, Mamiellales, Mamiellaceae. The transcript has a single exon.
AUGGCGAUGAAGACGACGAUCUGGCGGCCGAACGUGAGAGUGACGCUCGACGAGUAUGGCGAAGUCGAGGACACGGAGCGAGGUGGAGAGGAGGUGACGAAGCAGGGGACGAAGCGGAAGAGAGCCCCUCGCCCGAAGGGGCCGUGCGAGCACGGGGUGAAGUAUCGGUCGCGAUGCAAGGUGUGCGGCGCUUGUCCGCACGGGAAGAGGCGCUGUUAUUGCAAGGAGUGCGGUGGUGCAUCAAUCUGCGAGCACGGCCGUCAGCGCUCUCAUUGCAAGGAGUGCGGCGGUGCAUCAAUCUGCGAGCACGGUCGUCAGCGCCAUCAGUGCAAGGAGUGCGGUGGGUCUGGAAUCUGCGAGCACGGUCGUCACCGCUUUAGCUGCAAGGAGUGCGGUGGGUCUGGAAUCUGCGAGCACGGUCGUAUACGCUCUGCAUGCAAGGAGUGCGGUGGCGGCUCGUUCUGCGAGCACGGUCGUCAGCGCUCUAUAUGCAAGGAGUGCGGUGGGGCUGGAAUCUGCGAGCACAGCCGUCGGCGCUCUCAGUGCAAGGAGUGCGGUGGGGGCUCAAUCUGCCAGCACGGUCGUCGGCGCUCUCAGUGCAAGGACUGUCGAGGCGAACGUCUGUAA